This is a messenger RNA of Vespula vulgaris, 2705 nucleotides long. RefSeq names its product RING finger protein 10. Gene Ontology annotation, molecular function: transcription cis-regulatory region binding. The record is from RefSeq and is a predicted model, not a curated record. The coding region runs from base 333 to 2504 and encodes 723 amino acids. Gene Ontology annotation, biological process: positive regulation of transcription by RNA polymerase II. The transcript has 12 exons. Lineage: Eukaryota; Metazoa; Arthropoda; Insecta; Hymenoptera; Vespidae.
GAUCAUUAAUUUCGUCGCCAUCAUAGCGACGAAAUCGCGACCGCGGUGGCCCGCAGAAAUAUUAUAUCGUCGUUUACGACGAAAGGGAGGCCAAUCGCUUCCUAAAAAGCGAGAGCUUUCGCUUUUUUCUGUGCUUUGUUUAAACGUCGUUAAACCGACUCAUCGACGGUCGACCAUCGGCUUAUCGAGGGUUUCUUUUACAACUUUGGAACUGACGAAACAUGGCUUAUUGAAGAAGAUGAAGGGCUUGCAGAAAAAUAUUAUUUCUCCAUACGGAGGAGACCACAUCUCUGCCAACGCGAAAAACGAGGCCAAUUAUAGCCGAACUGCCAAUGGACAAAAAGACCAAAUAUCCACAGUCCUCUUCAAAGGGGACUGCUGGUGAUUCCAAGAAAAGUCAAGAUGUUGCCAACAACAAAUUAUUUCCGAAAACAUCACGUAAACGUGAACCAACUGGCGCUAAUAGCUUGUCUAAAUAUGAUCAGACAAAAAAGUACAAUACACAAAAAGCAAAAACUUUUGAUAAGAGACCAAAACCUAAAGGACAAUAUCAUGGCGGUUCAAAGGAGGAUACCAAGGUAGUAGAAAUUGAAACAGCUGAGUUCGGCUCAGUUAUGGCACAAGGAAGUAAAAAGCAGAAUUUGAAUCAUCUGCUGAAUUUCCAUUAUGAACCACGUGACAUGCAAAGUGGUUCGGAUACAUGGAGAAUGGGAAAUGCUAGUAAAGGCUAUAAUCGUAACAGCAACAGAUGGCUUCCGCCGGUACAACGGCAUAAGUAUAACAAGGAACAAUUCUUACAAGCCAGCUGCCAAUUUGUUGUGACUGCCAACGAAGAUUAUUCUUUAUACCUAACUGAUCCUGAUACACUCGUUGAUUGGAAAUAUAUAGAACAAGUAAAAAUUCAUAAUACAGAAAGCUUAUCGUGCCCAAUUUGUUUGUUUUCACCAGUAGCUGCAAAAAUGACUCGCUGUGGUCAUGUUUAUUGUUGGUCGUGUAUUCUGCAUUAUUUAUCUUUGUCUGAUAAAUCCUGGCGCAAGUGUCCUAUUUGUUAUGAAUCUGUACAUAAAUCUGAUCUGAAAAGUGUUAUUGAGGUUACACAGAAUGCUGUCAAUUUGGGAGAUCCAAUAACAUUACGUUUGAUGCGACGUGAAAGGGGUUCAUUAAUUGCAAUGCCUGCAAGUGAACCUAUUACAGCCACUCCAACAACAUUUUUCCAGGUUUCUAAAGGUUGCAAUAAACAAGUUUACUCCAAACUUCUAAUAGCAAACCCAAAAGACAUCAUGGAUAUCAUCGAGUGUGAACGCGCGCAGUUAAAAAUUGAAUUAAUGAAUGAUCCACAUUCCCCUGAAAAUUGCUAUAUCGAACAAGCGAUUUGUGAACUUGCCAAGAGAGAAGAGGAACUUCUACAAAAGAAAGUAAACGACGACGGGUCACAUCAAGAAGUAAUAGGAAAUAUUUCAUCUACAUCAAUAGGAGAUAAAGUUGAACAAGAGAAACAAGAAAGUCAUCAAUUAAUACAGCAAAGUAACGACGAAGUAAAUAAUUUAUAUAAAGAAGAUCAACCUUUGUGCAAAGAGGCAACAGAAUCUAGUAACAUAUUUUCGAGUGAAACACAAUUACCUUCGCCUUCGCAAAAAUUCUUUUAUUUCUAUCAGGUUGAGGACGGACAAAAUGUAUAUCUUCAUGCAAUGAAUGUGAAAAUGUUGGAAAUGCAAUAUGGUAGUCUGGAGCAUUGUCCUCUGGUUAUUACGGGAAAAUUAUUAGAAAAGGAAGUAGGCAGUUUUACAGAAGACCUAAGACGGCGAUUAAGAUAUCUAUGCCAUCUACCUCUGACUUGUCAAUUUGAGGUUGCUGAGAUAGAACUUAAACCACCUAUUGUGUCGGAAGAUGUUCUUAAUUCCUUUCAUGAACAAUUGGAAACCCGACAGAAGAGGAGGCAACGGAGGGAACGCGAAGAAAGGAAACGAGAGAAAAAGAUAAUAGAAGAAGAAAACAAACAAAUGGGCAAAUAUCCAGUGCCAAAUGUGAACAUCGAUUCAACGCGUCACUUUCCUCAGUGGCAACCAGAACUUUUUACGGAAGAUGCGAUUCCUUCGCCAUCGGAAUCAUUGGCUACCUCCAGUGUAGCCAGCAGUCCGUCUUUGAGUACAUUUGACGAAGUUGUCUCAACUACUAGAAAAAUAAGUAACCCGAAUGAACAAGGGCCGUCGUUUGCUGAAAUGUUACGUAAUACUGGUGCACGCUUCAAAGCUGGAAGAUCCUGGCCAUCGGUCAAACCUACCCUUCCUGAAAGAUCAAAAUCUGUUAGAUCAGAUAUCGAGGAGGACGAUUGUGCUCAUGCUCCAUCCUAUAGUCAAAGUUUUGGCGAUGCCUUAGCACAGGCUUUGGAGCAGACAAAAUUGUUAAAUGCUGAAGCAAAGUUAAACGAUAAUGUAAGAGGCAAAAAGAAGAAGAAGAGUAAGGCUACUGUAUUAUUUGCAACCAAUAUGUCACGCGCGUCAUAAACGAAGCUUAAAUGUUAUUAAUUUUAGAGAACCUGCAUGUGUUUUGUUCUUUAUUUUACUCAAAAUUCAGUUGGUCUUCGGAAAUAAAUUUGGAUAUUUUAUUGCAAAAAUUGCAAGUGUUUAGUGUUAGACUCGUCAUUAAGUUUGGUGUAAAAUUUCCUUUAUAAUGCUUGUAAAAUAAAAUCUUGUUUUCCAAACUAA